AGUUCUUUUAGAUCUUUCAGUGGCCUUCAUUAUUAGUGACCUUGAUACACCUCUUGACUGACUAUAGUAAUUGGGAAUUGGUGGUACUGUUGUGUAGUAGUUCUGCUCUUUCAAUGAAUGGUUCUACUUGGUGAUAAGAGAGAAAAGGCUGGCUUGGUGGCUUUACAAGUAGGAUAUAUUACACCUUCACUUUGAAUCCUACACUGGCUUCCACUAUAGACUUCCAAUUUAAAGUGCUGGUUUGAACCUAUAAGGCCCAAGGCUUAGCACCAAGUUUUUUUUUCAGGACUGCUUUUGUCCAUUAGAAUCAGCCUCAUGAAUUAAAUCUUGCUGGGUAAACAGCUGGUAAAUUCUCAUUUUGAUACAAUGAUGAGGCAGGCUAGACUUAGAAUUGCCACUGUAAUUUUCCGUAGAUGCACCAGUCCUCUAGAUUAGAAUGUCCUCUCAUAAAGAGAUUGGCUUAGUUCCUACCCAAACUGCUUUCUCAAAUCAUUUGAAAAGAGGACUUCCGAAGAGUGUUUGGGAUUUUGGUUUACUGCAUAUGUUUUUAGUAGUAAUAGUGUGUAUGUGUGUGCACGCGCGCAUCUGAAUACUAACCAUGAUAUUUUAAUUGUUAUUGUAUUCCUGAAAGCUGUUGUGGGAAGCCCCCCUCCCCGCCAGAAGAAUGAAAUAUUUUGGUAAAUAUUAAAAAAGUAGAAUAUCAUAUUUCCCUAAAGGAGACACGGAAAAACAUGUUUUUAGAGGCAGAAAGCAGCCCCCAGCCUUUCCUAAUAACCCACAGCAGAUGCCAGCACUUAAGGAGAUAAAGAGCUUAUUGAAACUGGAACUGAAUCAGAUGAGUUUUCCUUUCAACACUAUUUAGAGUCUGCAAGAUUUUGGUCAGUAUUAAAUAAAUAAAUACAUGAGCAUGCUGUAAUGAACCACAAUAUUGUGUUUAAGAUUGGUUGGUAUUCAUUCCUGUAUGGUCAAGUAUAUAUUUUAAGGGAGAUAUAAGAUCCAUUUUAGUCAAUGUGAAUUAAACUAGAUAUAAUUACUGCUGUUAUUGAAGGGAAAAAGAACAGAAAACAAGCAGCAAGACCCUUAAUUCUUCAUAGUACUGAGUAAAUGUUUACACAGAGUUCUGAUCAAGCCUUUUCAUUCCCUAAAGUGCAGUGCCCAGAUUAUGGAAUACUUGUUGAAACACACACCUUGAUGUAACCAGUACAAGGAAAGCAGACUUGAAUUACUGCAGCAAAUCACAAGUGCACAGUCCUGGCUAGGAUAUGGAAACAAUUGUAAAAUGUGGAAUAUUGCAACUUAAAUACCUAUAGGAUUUAUGAUUACAGUGUUAAAUAAUACUUGGAAUUCAAUAUGUGAUUUAAAAAACAACAUCCAAAAUUCUGUAUAAAUCAGAAAUGACAUCAAGGAAUAUGCUGUCCAAUCAAAACAGACUACGCACUUCAGAGCUUUUAGAGCUGCAUGUAUUUUAUGUUCCAGAAGAAGUAUGGAAUUUCAAAUUGAAUACAGUUUCUAUAGAAGUUAUUAGCAAAUUAUUUUCAGCUGGAUUUAUAAGGGUGUCACCUCAUAUGACAUUGAAAACAUUAAGAGAAAACCUUGGAGAGUACCUAGGUGAAGAUGCAGUUAUAGAUAAGUAUGUCUUUCUAAAAUGCAUUGGAGAGAAACUUGUGGUGGUGAAAGCAAAACAAGAGAUGGAACUGGAGCUGAAAUCAUUUGCUCCUCCGUAUGCAUUUCAUCCAGAACUUUAUUUGUUACCAGGAAUAGAAAAUAUUUAUUCAUCUUUGUCACCCACUCCAGAGAAACACCAAAAUAAUCCAGAAUAUGUGCUUACAUCUGUAUCAUAUGAAAGACCGCAUAGUUUAAUUUCUCCAAAUCCUGAUAUUUAUCCAAACUCAACAAUGUUGGAUAGCUCCUUCAAAAACAAUCUCAGUCAAACUUGGGAAAAAGCUGGUCUUGGUGAGAGGAAUGAAAAGGAAAUUUUUCCAGUUCUACAUAAAAAGCAAAGCUCUGAGCAAGAAAAGAAUCAAAUUAUUCAAGGAAAAAGUAGUUCACAACAAAGGAAAGGCAAAAUCAGUUGUAACAUUGACAAAACAGAAUCUGCUCCAUCAAAACAGCAUCCUACAAAGAAAUCAGCAGCAGUGAAAAUGUAUCAGAAAAACACUGAUUCUUCACCCCCAGAAAUGCAUAAUAUUCCAGGAAAGGAUGAAAAAUACAGAAAGACAGUUGCAUCUCCAAAGAUAGAUCAGAACCAUGAAAAGGAGGAAAACAACCAGUUUCCACUAAGUCACAUCUCACAGAAGACAAAAGAAGAGGUUUCUCUCAUGUUGGACACAAAUGCAGAAAAUGGAGGGAAUUUGACAGGGAUUGGAAAUGGAAGGCAUACUAUUACUGCUGAUUCUGGAAUCUCAAAAUCCUUGGAAGACCGAGACAUAACAUACUCACCCAAGAAGAGGAACCAACAACAUCCUGGAAUGACCAAGACUGCUGCUGUGCAGAAUAAUCAGGCUGAUGGGAAUAACCUAAAUGACUCUGCAUAUCCUAGUCACUAUCUUUCCCCUCCUACUCCACCUCUUCUGGCUGUCUCAGUAAAUAGAGCUCAACUUCCUCACAAAGAUUUCCCAACAGAAGGAAAUCAAUUACAUAAGCAACUGAAACAUAUUAAAAUAGAAAGAAGACACCUGGAAAACACUAGAGCAGAACUGGUUAAAAAAGUGAAAAACCUGAUUGAACAACACAAGCUCAGGAGAUGCCGUGUCCGUGAUUACUGGAAAAAAAAAUAUUUUGAAAUGAAGAAGGUCACAGUUUUCUCAGAGGAAGCUUUAAAUAAAUUACAGGAAAAUUUAGAACUACACCAUCAAAAAUUAAUGAGGCAGCUGGAAGCUAGAGACACCAAGAAAAAACGAAAUAAUUUAACACAAACCACCAAUUCAAAGAAUAAUGUAAUAAUCCAGAUUACAACCCUGGAGCGGGAAAUUGACCAGCUAAAGAGAAAGUUAGACAAUGUCAAAAUGAAACUUGUCAUAGAAAUCAAGAUGAAAAAACAAGCAACUUCUGAUUUACAAGCGCUGAAGGCAGAACUGGUGCACAAGAAGGUUCAGUCAUCUUUAAGAUUUCUGUCUGGAAAGCAAAUAUUUUAGUUAACCUUUUUAAUGAAAUUCUUCAGUCUGUAACGAUUCAAAACCUAGUUUUGAUCAAAUUUUGAUUAACAUAACAACACUUGUAUGUAAUGAAAAGCUGUUCACUGCUAAACCACUCACUCAUUGUGUCAGCUAACUAUUGUAUGCUGUUUUGACUGAAGGCUCUCUCCUCCUUCAGCUCUAAACUAUGUCAAACUGAAUUCAAAUUAGAAUACCCAAAGGUACAAUCAAUCCCACACCCAAAUACAAUUCAGGCUUGACACAUUGGUUCUAUUCUGAUGUAGCAAUAGUUCUGCAAACCAGCAAUAGCAAGCUCGGAGGGAAGAACCCCAGUUGCAUCCAUUGCAACAGCAUCGUUGAUGGAGGGAGAAAGCCUCACAGUUAAAUAUUUGGAAGGAGUACAUCCUGGGGAAUGGUGAAGAAUGCCUAGAUUGAUUUCAAGCCCUUAUCCUCCAUUGUCUAUCAUCUCUUGGGGUAGAAGGACUUUUAUCUAUUUAACAGAAUAGUUUGCUAUAACUAUAGCACACCUGGGUUGAGAAGAACAACAACUAUCCAAAGAUAGAAUUAUUGCUCAGUA
Thamnophis elegans (Western terrestrial garter snake) is the source of this 3711-nucleotide messenger RNA. RefSeq names its product spermatogenesis associated 1 (gene SPATA1). The record is from RefSeq and is a predicted model, not a curated record. NCBI's taxonomy places the organism in Eukaryota, Metazoa, Chordata, Lepidosauria, Squamata, Natricidae. Bases 1395 to 3134 code for a protein of 579 amino acids. The transcript has 14 exons.